Podarcis muralis (Common wall lizard) is the source of this 1153-nucleotide messenger RNA. Its product is annotated as adrenodoxin-like. The record is from RefSeq and is a predicted model, not a curated record. Gene Ontology annotation, molecular function: electron transfer activity; 2 iron, 2 sulfur cluster binding. Gene Ontology annotation, biological process: P450-containing electron transport chain. Gene Ontology annotation, cellular component: mitochondrion. NCBI's taxonomy places the organism in Eukaryota, Metazoa, Chordata, Lepidosauria, Squamata, Lacertidae.
AUAUCAGCACUGCAGUCCUUGAAAGACUAGGAGACAUCAAGAUUUGUCAGCAUGAUGUCUCGGAGCAUCUCUGGGCUCCUCCGCCUUGGGCUGUCUCAAGCACACAGGGCCAGAGCCCAGGUUAUCUUUGUGACAACUGUUUGCAGUCCGGCACUGGCUGGCCUUCACCUGGGGAGAUGCUUCAGUACCAGCCACAGGCUUCAAUAUGUCCCCGCGGGGGGCACAGGAUCUACUGAGAAAGUGAAGUUAAAUUUUAUUAACCGGGAUGGAGAUAAAUUCUCAGUCACCGCUAAAGAAGGAGAAAGCUUGCUGGAGGUGGUGAUGAAUCAAAACAUCGACAUCGAUGGCUUUGGGGCAUGUGAGGGGGCCUUGGCUUGCUCCACUUGCCACCUCAUCUUUGAGGGCAGCACAUUUCAACAACUGGACCCCAUCAGUGACGAAGAGAUAGAUAUGCUGGACCUGGCAUACGGACUUACCGAGACGUCUCGUCUAGGCUGCCAGGUGCGCGUGAAGAAUUGGAUGGAUGGCCUCACGGUCCAGGUCCCCACAGAUGUGUCAGACAUCAGGAGAGAACUGGAAGUGGAGAAGCAAACCAAGCAAUAAUAGCUGACACAGUGUUCUCCUGAAUGCUCUUCCUACAAUGCAAUCAUUUCAGGCUUCAUGUUUCUUGAUCAUUUUGCUGUUGCUUGCUUUUCCUUGUGACUUCUUGAGAUGCCUUCUGUAUUUAAAACCUGCCAUGUGUACUGAAGUUCGAUAUUUGGCAUGACAUAUGUGAAAACUGCAUAGCAUGCCCUUGAUACUUAAAAGAUAGUUCUGGGGUCCUUAUGUCUCUGAACCUCAUUUUGCUGGUCUGUAAUACAUAUGACGGUGAAAUGGAAGCAACUUUUUGUUAACAAUGCUGGUGAUUCUUACUGUGAGCAAUGCGGGAACUGCCAAACUUUAUCAGCUAAGGUGAUGGGCAUCCCAGUCUUACGGUGUACUAUAAUACGCCAGUUCACAGCAGCCUUCGCUCUUUGACUAAUCAUAGAAACCCUGCAUCUGUUGCAGGAGGGACCAAUAGAUUGUUUCACUCAAAACCAACGUACAGUGGUACCUCGCAAGACGAAUGCCUCGCAAGACAAAAAACUCGCUAGACGAAAGGUUUUUCCGUUUG